AUGCCAAGUGAGGUCAAGAAGAGCCUCCACAGCAGCGCUGGGAUAAAGGCAAUGGUUGGAGAUCAUUGGGAGCAGCUGCAAUCCUCGCAACUGGGUCUGGGAAGAUGGUUGACCGGUCAACCCGGUCAGGCACAAGUUGGGGUACAACCCCCGCAACUAUGGCCUUGGGCAAAACCACUUAGUUCGCUGGAACAUCUGGAACUGCACCCCCCAAAAUGUAAAAAAACAUGCUUGGUUCAUGUACAAAUGAUCAUCAGACACCCAUUGUAA
This is a messenger RNA of Cladocopium goreaui, 270 nucleotides long. The record is from the annotation of a GenBank genome assembly. Lineage: Eukaryota; Dinophyceae; Suessiales; Symbiodiniaceae.